Molecule: messenger RNA, 864 nt
Organism: Gymnogyps californianus (California condor)
Lineage: Eukaryota; Metazoa; Chordata; Aves; Accipitriformes; Cathartidae
Product: probable G-protein coupled receptor 141
Exons: 1
Coding region: 1-864 (287 amino acids)
Biological process (GO): G protein-coupled receptor signaling pathway
Cellular component (GO): membrane
Molecular function (GO): oxysterol binding; G protein-coupled receptor activity
Source: RefSeq, a predicted model, not a curated record
AUGCCUAACAGCAGCAUAACCCAGCAGAACCAUUCCUCCAACGAGACACUGCCGGACACCUCAGAGAGGCUCCGGACUGUUCUCAUAGCCCUGUACGUCAUCGACCUGGCUGGUGGCACCCUUGGGGUCAUCAUGAUGUCCCAUCAGUUGAUUCAAAGGAGAUCGCAAUCUGUGAUGACCAUUAUCAUCAUCAGCCUCCUGGUGCUGCACACCUUUAUGCUACUCAGCAUCCCCUUCCGCCUCAGCUAUUACAUUUUACGGGAAUGGAAAUUUGGGAGGUUCGCCUGCAAGCUAGCAAGCGCCAUCAUCUACCUCCACAUGUACACCACCUUCGCAUUUUACGUGGCUAUCAUCAUAAUACGCCUCUUCCGACUCGAGUUUAGGAAGUGCUACACUACAACCUGGGUGGCUGCUGUCUGGCUGGUGGGAGCGCUGGUGAUCACACCUGUUCUUCUCUCAUACUAUGGCACCUCUAAGACAUACCGCUCCUCCGAAUGCUUUCAGUUCCACAAAGAGAUACAAGAGGUGCCCAUGGUGAUCGUAAACUACUGCUUGGCUGGGAUUUUGGUGGCAGUCUGUGCUGUGCUCACCAUAAUCCAGUUGUCUGUGAUCUAUAGACUGGCUGUGAAAUACUGGCCUGACAUCAAUUCCCAUGUGGAAUUCAGGGCUCAGGCAAAGAGUUUCUUCUUCAUCUUGGUAACGUUAGUGUGCUUUAUGCCUCAUCAUGUAUUCAGAGUAUAUUACAUCCGAAACUGCCACAUGGAUAAAGACCAUAAACUACUCCCAUACAACGAAAUUUUUUUAGCUUUAACAACAAUGUGCUGCUUGGAUAUGUUGUGCUUCAUAGCAGGAAUAGCCCACUGA